Sphaeramia orbicularis (orbiculate cardinalfish) is the source of this 6018-nucleotide messenger RNA. RefSeq names its product cyclin dependent kinase 13 (gene cdk13). The coding region runs from base 930 to 5198 and encodes 1422 amino acids. The transcript has 14 exons. Gene Ontology annotation, molecular function: RNA polymerase II CTD heptapeptide repeat kinase activity; cyclin binding; ATP binding. Gene Ontology annotation, biological process: positive regulation of transcription elongation by RNA polymerase II; protein phosphorylation. Gene Ontology annotation, cellular component: cyclin/CDK positive transcription elongation factor complex; nucleus. Lineage: Eukaryota; Metazoa; Chordata; Actinopteri; Kurtiformes; Apogonidae. The record is from RefSeq and is a predicted model, not a curated record.
ACAGACGCACAGGGCCUACAGUUUGAACAGUCUGGGCCGAGCUGUACCGUUAGCCACAUUACGAACAAAGUUACAGUAUUUUGAAAUUAAUUCAAGGAAUUACUGAGCCAUUUUAUCCCGAAAGACGCACGGCGUGUUCUGACAAUGCGGAGACCGGCGGGAGCAGCUACUCAUCAGGAUACGUGAAUGAAAGCGCAUUUUGGACAUGACUGUUUUUAUUACAUCUUGAUGGAGUUGCCUUGAACUCCAUGCAAGGAGAAAGAAAGCUAACUGGCUAACGGCUAACUAGCGGCGGCUAUCCCGGCUAACUCGCGUGUUAUUCACUUCCUUGUUGCACAUUGGAGUGUAAUGGAAGGCAAGAAGAAGUUUGUGAGAAGGAGAAGGAGUUUUUACUUAAACUUUAACGCUAUCUGAUGAAUGGAUUUACAUGUUCACAGAAACUACAACAUUCCGGAAGAAGUGGUUUUUGUCUUCGGAUGGGCUCUGGGCCUGAGCUUUGACCAUGAAAUGGAAUGCGACUGUCUAACUGGACACAGUUAGCUAGUGGCGGCUAGCUGGCUAAACACUAGCAUUAGCUAACAAAUCAUGGAGAUGUAAUUUAUAUACAUUUCCACUGGACCCACAACGACGAAUCGUAUUGUGGAUUUGCUGCAACAGAAUCUGCUGACAUCAAGUCUCAUGAACUGCCGUCUGGGGUCACUCAUUUAUCUGAAACCUGAAUCCAACUGGCUUUGGUAUGCUAGCCUUAGGCUCGUGAUUUAGCUAGCUAGCUAGCUUUCUAAUUGUGAAUUUGCUAGACCGUUAGCUAGUUAGCCUGUUACCCAGCUAGCCAAAUGUUUUGUUCCACGGCACGAGUGACAUUGUUGGAGUAGAGUACGGAACAUAAAGACUGUUAUCACACGGGGUUGCAGCGUUUAUUUUGUAUAUAAAUGCCUAAUCCAGAGGUGCUUCGUGAGGGUCGGGGACGUAGCCCCUCUGCUCAGAGAAAUGCGAACAGACAGGACAGGCGUAGUAAUGCUGGGAGCGGUGCAGCUCAGCGAGAUAGACGCCGUGAGAAGAGGCGGUCAUCGGCAUCCAGGAGAAAGAAACGCAGACAGGCCAAGGAAAGAGACUUGUGGCAUACAGGUACAGCAGAAGACCAUAACAAUGACCGAAAAGGCGCUUUUGACAAAGAUGUUGAACUUCGAACAUUGGUAGAGUAUGAUGACGUGAGCUCCCAGUCAGAGCGGUUUUCUGGGAGCCCCUCUCCUAAACUUGACCCCCAUGCUGACAGUCUGUCAGUGGAUAGGCUCAGUGAUGUUGACUUUGGUGAAUAUAAUGGACCAGCAUCCCCGGAAAGAAGUUUUCCCAGAGGACGGGAGUCAGUUUGUCUCGCUAAGGAGGAGCAAACAAGAGGACCAUCUGAAAGGAGCAAACAGGAAAAAGAGCCUGGCAGGAAAAAGGACCGUCAGAGCCGUGAGAGAGACUCCUCUAAAGCCAGGAGUGGAGGUAGCCUUGGUGGCUCUAAAAACCACAGAGACACUACAAGGAGCAAUGACCGAAAUGGUAAAAGGACAUCUUCGUCUCAAUCCUCACAAUCUGCAGAUAAAAGGGAUUCAAAAAGGCACAGAAGUAAAACAAGAUCUGACAAAGAGCCCCCAUCUGCAUACAGAGAAGCUCCACAGUCGUACAGAGAUGACCGAGAAGACCUCAGGGCAUACAGGAGAAGUCCUGGAUUCAAAGCAGAAAGUCCCUAUGGGACAUCAUACUCGUAUAGCUACCAAUCUCCUGGUGGUUAUAACCAGCUGAUAACUAGACGAAGUCCACCCUAUGGGAGUAAAAGACUCUCUCCCAGUGCCACGUACUACAAUCGGGAUGUAGAUGCGUAUGGAUCUUAUGGAAUCCAAAAGUCACCCAAUUCAUAUUCAAGCAACAAAAGAAAGCGAUCCCCUGCUAGCCCUGUGAACUGGCGCAGGUCCCCGAGUUAUGGCAGGCACAGUCCUUAUGAACAAGGAGAGUUUGGUUCAAGUCCUUACGGAAACCGCAGAAGGUCAAGAAGUCCAUACCGGAAGUCUCUAAGCCCUAGUCCAGAUAUCAGGCGAUCUGCUAGGUCACGCAGCAGAAGUCCAUAUUCCUCCUCAAGGCACUCACGGUCACGCAGUCGUCACCGCCACUCACGCUCUCGCAGUCGUCCGUCUAGUCUUUCACCAAGUACACUCACCUUCAAAACCAGUCUUGCUGCUGAACUCAGUAAGCAGAAAAAGGCUAAAGCAGCUGAAGCAGCUGCCAAAGCAAAGAACUCCAGCAACACAUCUACUCCAACCAAGGGUCCCUCAACUGCACACCAGCCAAGUCCUAAGCCAAAUCACACGUCAAGGAAGGGCCGACCUCCGUCUCCACCUCAGCCAGAAAAAGGCCCCAGGACUCCCACAUUGAACCAGCCCCCGUCUCCCUCUGAACGCUCGACCAAGAGGACGGCAGAGCACCAGCCGAGCAGGGACAGGGAUGGAAAGGGGAAAGAUGAUACUUUACAACGAGACAAGAGGAAAGCACCAGCACCUGGACAAGGAAAAGAAAAGGACAGAGGCGCUGGUCCACUCAUCUCUACUCUGCCAUCUCUGCCACUGCCCCAAACAGUUGUUGAGCACAUGGAUAAAGGAGACAGCUUGAAGGACAGCUCACUCUCAGGGAAGAAAAAGUUAGAGAGAAAAGCCAGACAACUUCUGACUGACUUGCCUCUCCCCCCUGAACUUCCUGGCGGCACAUCUUCCCCGCACAGCCCGCCUGAAGAUAAAAAGGCACUAACAGUUCGCAGAAGGCCUAAAAUUUGUGGGCCAAGAUAUGGUGAAAUUAAAGAAAUUGAAAUCGACUGGGGAAAACGCUGUGUGGACAAGUUUGAGAUAAUUGGAAUCACAGGAGAAGGCACCUAUGGUCAGGUGUACAAAGCUAAAGACAAAGACACAGCUGAAAUGGUAGCUUUGAAGAAGGUUCGACUGGACAAUGAAAAGGAAGGAUUCCCAAUCACAGCCAUCAGAGAGAUUAAAAUAUUGCGGCAACUCAACCACAAAAGUAUCAUAAACAUGAAGGAGAUAGUUACAGACAAGGAGGACGCUGUGGACUUCAAGAAUGAUAAAGGUGCUUUUUAUCUAGUAUUUGAAUAUAUGGAUCAUGACUUGAUGGGUCUGCUCGAGUCAGGUCUAGUCCAUUUCAAUGAGAGCCAUAUCAAGUCUUUCAUGCGACAGUUGUUGGAGGGCCUCGAUUACUGCCACAAGAAAAACUUUCUGCACAGGGACAUCAAGUGUUCCAAUAUUCUACUCAAUAACAAAGGUCAAAUAAAGCUUGCGGACUUCGGUCUGGCUCGGCUGUAUAAUUCUGAGGAAAGUCGACCAUACACGAACAAAGUGAUUACACUAUGGUACCGUCCCCCAGAGUUACUCCUGGGAGAAGAACGGUACACGCCUGCUAUCGAUGUCUGGAGCUGCGGAUGCAUUCUCGGAGAACUGUUCCAAAAGAAACCUAUCUUCCAAGCUAAUCAAGAGCUUGCCCAGUUAGAGCUCAUCAGUCGAAUUUGUGGUAGCCCCUGUCCUGCUGUCUGGCCUGAUGUAAUAAAGCUUCCCUUCUUCAACACCAUGAAACCAAAGAAACAGUACAGGAGACGACUUCGAGAGGAGUUUGCUUUUAUCCCUUCAUCCGCAUUGGACCUGUUUGACCACAUGUUAAACCUGGACCCCAGCAAACGCUGCACAGCUGAACAAGCAUUAAGCAGCGAGUUCCUCAAAGACGUCGACCCGGACAAGAUGCCCCCACCCGAUCUUCCACUGUGGCAGGACUGUCACGAGCUGUGGAGUAAGAAACGUAGACGUCAGAAGCAAAUGCCAGAAGAGCUGGCGGCCCCUAAGGCGCCCCGCAAAGAGCUGGGUCUAGACGACAGCCGCAGUAACACUCCCCAGGGUUUCCCCGCUCCUGGAGGCAUCAAAGCCCAGAAUGCAGCUGCUUCUGCACUGCUGGAUCCAAAAGGUCCAAACUCCCAGUUGACUCAGGAACAGCUGGCGGUCCUCCUGAAUCUCCUCGGUCAACCCAAGAGCGCGGCCAACACCGCCCAGUUUGUCCAGACCAUGAGCACAAAGGUCAACCAGGAGACGUUACAGCAGCUUUCCAAAGCCCUGGCUCCUGUCGACCCCGUGGAGCCCCCUCCUCAACCCACGCCCGUGAAGCCUCCCCAGUCUGCCGCUACAACAGGAGUACCACGCACACCCCCCAUGCCCAAGCCUCCCUCACCCCCCAUGUCAGCUCCACCAGGUAUUCCAGAGGGAGAGGCGGCGGCGGCCACGCAGACCGCCAUGACCAUGCUUCUGGCUCAGCUCCUCCAGGCUCAGCAGGCUCAGCGGCAGGAUCCUGGAGACGGGUCCGAGGGGGCCGAAGGUACCAACCCUGCAACAGGAGUAUCGGGAGGGCCUCCUCUACCCCCAGAUGUUAAACAGCCCCCAGAGCCGAGCCCAGUUUCUCCAGUAUCUGAGGUCGGUGGUAUGUCCAUCCUGCCCCCAGACCAAAGACCACCUGAGCCUCCAGAGCCGCCUCCACACGCUGACCUGGACUACCGACAGCCCCCCCCAGAGCCCAAAACCGGACACGCUCCACCUAUAGCAUCGACGGGUGGGGCCGGUGAUGGAGGGAGACCACCUGAGCCGGACUAUCCCCCUCUUCCUACUGCAGAAGGAGCCGGGUAUGGGGGCGACUACAGCCACCCCCCUCCUCCGCCCUUCACCCCUGCAGCGUUUGGGGACAGCUACAUGGGCCACAUGCUGAGCGGAGGUCUCCCACCUCACGCUCUGAGGGAGGUGUUCAGCGGGCCGGGCCAGGCCGCCGGCUCCUCAUCAGCCGCCGGGGUCCUGCCUCCCGCCCACCCGGACCCCUUCCCUCCUCCGCCCAGCGCUGGAGCCACCGGACCCAGUAGCAUGGUCUUCUCCGGGGACAAGGACCAUCGAUUUGAGUACAAUCACAGCCCUUUACCUGUGGAGGGACAGCCUAACCCCGGCACCCUCCACCUGUAUAACCACGCCAUGGCCAGAAAGGACGGCGUCCCCCCUCCCCCGCCCAUCCCAGCACCGGGCCAGCCCUGGGGCUCGCCGUCCCAGGCCGGAGCCCCACCACUACCCCUCGGUUUUGUCCCACACGUAAACUCAACCGCUACAAUCAGAGGACGAGGCCUGCCUUUCUGAUAGACUGCAAAAUGUGAAAUGGCAGUUUGUGAUGGUGGACUGGGGGGGACCGGAGGACCCGGUCUGAGCCCAAGGCCAGACCUGAACCUGCACACGCGACAUGGAAUAACUUAAAUCUGUGUUAGGCAUUGUAUUCCUCCUCCGUCUGGAAUGUGGAGUACAUUCCAGAAGGACAGCUGAAUAACACCAGAGGAGCUUUUCUUGCUCGUCCCAUUUUCAUAUUUUUUGUAAUCUAUUCUGCUGUCUUUUAAAUUAAACUUUUUUGAGUGUACAUUUAACAGGCCGGGUACAUUUUAAACCUCUUACCUACACCGUUCUCUAACUGCUCCCGGGCAGACUAGUAUUGUUUCACGCUACUGACUGAAGUAGGUGGAAACUAUUUUAGCUCCAAACAGAAACGGAUCAUGUGCUUUAUCUGCACAAUUAGGAAUACGACCAGUAAUGUAGAGUCUUGUUUUUUUUACAGCCGUGAUUAUGUUGAGACGGUGACGACUCAGUUGGUCGGGUUGAUGGCUUCAGUAUCAGCACAGGGAGCGAUUUGAAGAACAAGGACCGUUAGUACCAGAUGCACUGGUAACACAUGGACGACUGCAGCAAAUCUGAUCCGGCUUCAUGGAGAAAGGCAGUUCUCACUUUAAAUUCCACCUGCCUUUUCUCCAGUAGGUGUUGUAAAAUCAAAAGCAAAACAAAAACACAUAACUCCAGAUAAAAAAGGAAGCAGUUGUCUUUUUUUUUUUUUUUUUUUUUGUACUAAAAUGAUUUUGUUCCCCUCCCCCCUAUUCCUUUGGCAAAUGUUUAUUAAAGAAAUGCCAACAAUGUA